Tarenaya hassleriana is the source of this 2221-nucleotide messenger RNA. RefSeq names its product SWI/SNF complex component SNF12 homolog. The transcript has 3 exons. Gene Ontology annotation, cellular component: SWI/SNF complex; nucleus. The coding region runs from base 302 to 1921 and encodes 539 amino acids. The record is from RefSeq and is a predicted model, not a curated record. Gene Ontology annotation, biological process: regulation of transcription by RNA polymerase II. Lineage: Eukaryota; Viridiplantae; Streptophyta; Magnoliopsida; Brassicales; Cleomaceae.
UUCUUGGGGUUCUUCCCUUUUUCUUUGACCGCUUCGCGAGAAAGCUCGUCUACGACCGUACGAUUCAAAACGAUCUUGCGCCGAUGAGGUUCUGAUACUUUCCCGUCACCAAAACUUGUUCUGUAUUGUCUUUCUGCUUCUGGAGAGCAUUUCGUGGGAAUAUUAAGAAAUCGAAGCUCGGGAUCUUGGUCAUUGUAAGGAACUGUUUCCUUCUCGAAUUUCUCUGGAUUUGAGUUCUGGGUUUCUUAUUCCUCGCUUCAGCUGUAACGAAAUUCUCAGAUUUUCUCCUGGAUAUAUACCAAUGUCCGGGAACAACAACAACAUCAAUCCUCCAAAGCCUCCAGGCUCUACUUCUUCGCCUUUUGGGAAUCCCGGGAUGGCCUCCGCAUCUAUCCCUGCAAACCCAGGCUUCCCCCCGUCCCAAAUGGCGGCUAACUUUCAAGGUCAGUUUCAGUUUUCACAAGCCCAGGCCCUUGCCCAUGCUCAAGCUCAAGCACAGUCUAAAGUUCAAGCUCAACUCCAAGCUCACUUACAAGCACAAGGCUUGGCAAUGAACCAAAACCAGGGCUCCCCAGGAAUUGGUGGUUUGGCUUCUUCUUCGCCGUCUCUGUCAACUCCCGGAAGUCUGAAUCUAAAGCGGUUCACACAGAAACCACCUAUGCGCCCUCCUGGUGUCCCUGCAACUAACAACACAAUAUCCCCUAUGAGAACAAUGGAGUUAACUCCUGCUGCACGUAAAAAGAAGCAGAAGCUUCCGGAGAAGACCUUGCAGGAUCGGGUGGCUGCUAUCUUGCCCGAGUCUGCUUUAUAUACACAGCUUCUGGAAUUUGAGUCACGGGUUGAUGCUGCAUUGUUGAGAAAGAAAGUUGAUAUCCAGGAGGCUCUCAAAAACCCUCCCUGCAUUCAGAAGACGCUUAGGAUCUAUAUCUUUAACACGUUUGCUAACCAGGUCAACACGAUCCCAAGGAAACCAAAUACUGACCCACCAACAUGGACUCUUAAGAUUAUUGGGAGGAUCCUUGAAGAUGGAGUGGAUCCUGAUCAGCCCGCGUUUGUUCAGAGAUCAAAUCCAUUAUAUCCAAAGUUCUCAUCUUUCUUCAAACGGAUAACAAUUUCCCUGGACCAGAGGCUGCAUCCUGAAAACCCAUUGAUCAUAUGGGAGAAUGCCCGAUCACCGGCUCCUCAGGAAGGGUUUGAGGUAAAGAGGAAAGGGGAUCAAGAGUUCACAGCUGAUAUACGUUUGGAGAUGAACUACGUUCCCGAGAAAUUCAAGCUAUCUCCUGCUCUGAUGGAAGUUCUCGGCAUUGAGGUUGAUACCCGGCCCAGAAUCAUCGCAGCAAUCUGGCAUUACGUUAAAGCCAGGAAAUUGCAGAACCCGAAUGACCCCUCAUUCUUUAACUGUGAUGCUGCACUCCAGAAGGUGUUUGGGGAAGAGAAGAUGAAAUUCACGAUGGUCUCUCAGAAGAUAUCUCAGCACUUAUCACCUCCCCCACCGAUUCAUCUAGAACACAAAAUCAAGUUGUCGGGAAAUAAUCCGGCAGUGACAGCUUGUUACGAUGUGCAAGUAGAUGUACCUUAUCCAAUCCAAAGGGAACUGUCCAUCUUGUUGGCCAAUGCGGAGAAGAACAAAGAGAUCGAGGCCUGUGAUGAAGCAAUAUGUGCAGCCAUACGAAAAAUCCAUGAGCAUAGAAGACGGCGUGCGUUUUUCUUAGGGUUCAGCCAGUCACCGGUUGAAUUCAUCAAUGCUCUGAUCGAGUCUCAAAGCAAGGACCUGAAGCACGUUGCAGGAGAAGCAAGUCGCAGCGCCGAGAGAGAACGCCGAUCUGAUUUCUUCAACCAACCAUGGGUCGAGGAUGCGGUAAUACGAUACUUGAACAGGAGACCUGCUGCAGCAGGGAACGACGUGCAUGGCAGUUCAUGAGCUUGUCGCUUGUUCAAUAUAUCCUCGAACCCAGAGGGGUUUUUUCUUCUUCUUCUUCUUCAUUUUUUCCCAAUUCUGAGAUCAAUUUGGUUUAUGUUAUAAAUGCCAUGAAAGUAGAAUUAGCCUCAGCCCUUGGUGUAUAUUUCAAGUGAAAUGCCAUGAAAGAAGAGAAGAAUAUGUAGGUGAGAGAAUUUAACAUUUUUUUUUUUGUUUUUUGUAGCCUUUUUUUUCCAAGUCCCCAUGUAUUUGUAUUCCCUUCGCUUACAUGAGUUGAAUGGAGAGGCUUUUUUUGGGUUUUCA